Messenger RNA from Penaeus indicus, 321 nucleotides. RefSeq names its product crustacean hyperglycemic hormones 2-like. Gene Ontology annotation, molecular function: neuropeptide hormone activity. Gene Ontology annotation, cellular component: extracellular region. Lineage: Eukaryota; Metazoa; Arthropoda; Malacostraca; Decapoda; Penaeidae. The record is from RefSeq and is a predicted model, not a curated record.
AUGAAGAUGCAGUUAGUUCUGGUGUCCCUGACGGCGGCAGUUUCGGCCUCUGUCACGAUUGAAAACAUAAAUGAAAUACCGACGUUAAUUUUUUCCUCGCCCGGCGAUUUCCUCACAGGUGAUCAAAGCUUAACCAAACGCACCGUAUUCAGUUCUUGACGCGAACUUCUCGGAACUCUCGACCUCGUGUGCGAAGACUGUUACAACCUCUACCGCAACGUUGGGGUGGCAGUCCAAUGCAGAAGUAAAUGUUUCCACAACGAAGUGUUCCUCCACUGUGUGUACUACCUGUACCGUAGCCCUCACCAAAGGAACCAGUGA